AUGAGUUUCGAGACCAGAGAACUUCUAUCACUCUUACUAGUCUUGGUUCUCUCUCUAGCCAUUGCCUUCACUGCUUCGGCAUUGUCACAGGGCAUCGAUUUCAGCUUCCAGACUUUCAACGAUAGUAUCAUUCAACGCCAAGGCGAUGCGACGUAUGAUACGAGCAGCUCCAUCCAAAUUACGGAGGCCAAUCGACACAAGAUCCUCUCUUCAAGCGUGGGCUGGGCCACGUACCACGAGCCGAUGCGCCUUUGGGAUAAGGCGACAGGGAACGUGGCGGAUUUCACCACCCAAUUCACCUUCGUCAUCAAUUCACAAAACAGGUCGAUGUACGCCGAUGGAUUGACCUUCUUUCUUGUCCCCAAUGGGUCUCGACUCUCGCUCAACUCAAGCGGAGGCAACCUGGCUGUUGUGGAUCGAUAUCAUGACCCUUCCAACUCUUCUGCAUGGUUUGUAGCCGUCGAGUUCGACACUUUCUACAACCCGUUUGACCCGAAUUGUUCACAGGUUGCACAUGUCGCCUUCAUUUGGUUUCGUCAACGUUCGAAGAGAAAGAGAACUUACACGGGUGGAGAAGAAGAAGAUGUAGCGAUCGAAGAAGAAUUCGGGCAAAUGUCAGGGCCCAAGAAAUUCUUCUACAAGGACUUGAUCGUAGCAACCGAUAAUUUCGCAGUGGAACGGUUGCUUGGGAAAGAGGGCUUUGGAAGAGCGUACGAAGGUUACUUGACCAGCGUGAAUGCUAGUGUCACAAUCAAGAAGAUUAACUCAGGGUCAAGAUAA
This is a messenger RNA of Syzygium oleosum, 780 nucleotides long. Its product is annotated as lectin-related protein-like. Gene Ontology annotation, molecular function: carbohydrate binding. The record is from RefSeq and is a predicted model, not a curated record. The transcript has 2 exons. Lineage: Eukaryota; Viridiplantae; Streptophyta; Magnoliopsida; Myrtales; Myrtaceae. Bases 1 to 780 code for a protein of 259 amino acids.